AUGGUCAGAGACUGCAGACAUACUACAGGAGAUGGUCAGAGACUGCAGACAUACUACAGGAGAUGGUCAGAGACUGCAGACAUACUACAGGAUAUGGUCAGAAACUGCAUGCAUACUACAGGAGAUGGUCAGAGACUGCAGACAUACUACAGGAGAUGAUCAUGGACUGCUUACCUAUUACAGGAGAUGGUCAGAGACUGAGGACCUACUACAGGAGAUGGUCAGAGACUGAGGACCUACUACAGGAGAUGGUCAGAGACUGAGGACCUAAUACAGGAGAUGGUCAGAGACUGAGGAC
Staurois parvus is the source of this 298-nucleotide messenger RNA. The record is from the annotation of a GenBank genome assembly. Lineage: Eukaryota; Metazoa; Chordata; Amphibia; Anura; Ranidae.